AUCACUCCCUACCUCGGUCUCCGCGCGAGAUUAUCACAGGUUCCGAUCAAUAGGUGGACAGUGUUGCUGCUGCUCGUGCUCGUGCGGAUGCUCAUCUUGUUUGCGCAGCUGAACACGAACCUUGUAAGCGCACAGCAGGAGGCUACAGCGGCUUGUUCAAAGGUGGAGGAUAUUGGGUCUACUUUGGCCUCGAUGCCACAUUAUCUCUCUGCCGGCGUCAACAAACUCGUCGCUGGGGGCGUUACUGACACCGUCCGCGGCCUGGUCAAACUUCUCAUCAUGAUUGUCAACGCCGUCAUGCAGACCAUCAUGUUCUUCAUCAAUUUCGAGUACGGUACGAUCGCCUGUGUGGCUGAUGACUUCAUCCACGGCCUCAUCACCGUCGCCUCAGACACCAUUGGCGCGUUGCUCAAGGAGCUGAGCGAAGGGCUCAAGGACAUCGCCAAUGGCCUGAGCAGUGCCGUCUCUGGAGUCGACGAUGCCAUCAAAGGGAUCGAAAAUACUGUCAACAGUAUACCAUUUGCGCCUCACAUCGACUGGCCCGACCUGGAUGCCCUCGACAGCGGAAUUGCUUCCUUGAAAAAUUACCAAGGCAUCGAUGCAAAUCAGACUGUUGCCGCGAUUAACCGCUUCAACCAGACCGUACCAGAUUUUGACCAGCUCGAGACAGACGUCCAGUCUGUGAUCAACAUCCCCUUUAAGGCUGUAGAGUUGCUGCUCAACGAGUCCAUCGGGAACUGGACCAUGGACCCGUCAGUUUUCCCGACGGCGAGCAAGCAGACCCUCACCUUCUGCACAGGCAACGAUGUCCUCACGCAGUUCUUUGAGGCUCUCUUCACAGUCGUCAAGGACGCCAAGACAAUUGCGAUUGUCAGCCUGAUCCUCGCAGCUAUCCUCGCAGCCGUCGUAAUGGCCUGGUGGGAAGUCAAAAGAUACCACAGGUCCGUGGCCAUGGCGCAGACCACACUCCACCGCCGCGAGCCCAUGGACAUCGUCUACAUUGCAAGCCGUCCCCUGACGGCGCGCACAGGUCUCUGGAUUGCUGAGAAAGUCUCGGCAGACCCGAGACGCCAGAUGCUCAUCCGGUGGUGCAUCGCCUACGCGACGACCUACACGGCGCUCUUCGUUCUGUCCCUAGCCGUUGCUGGUGCGUUGUCUGUGCUCUGUCAGUUCUUGGUCAUGCGAGCUGUGCAGAAGGAAGCGCCGGCUCUCACGCAGGUGGGCGGCUUCGUGACGGAGGUCAUUGACAGGCUGGAGGGGAUCUCGACGUCGUGGGCCAACGAAAGUAAUCAGGCCAUUGCGUCUUUUCAGGACGAUAUCAACGGCAAGGUCCUCGUAUACGUGUCCAACGCGACGGAUGCUGUCGUCAACGUGAUCAACGUCUUUGAGAACAAAACAGAGCAGAUUCUGGGGGAGGCACUCGGGACUGUACCCCAGCUAGAGAACUUUGCCAACGGGCUGCUCGACUGUAUCCUAAUCGACAAACUGGAUGAAGUGAAGGAUGGCAUGGAAUGGAUCCAUCAACACGCCCAGGUCUCUUUUCCAGCGUUUCCCACGGACAUCUUCUCACUGGGCAUCACCGCGAACUCUUCUUCUGCGGGAGACAACUCAAGCGUGUUCAGCCUCCUCGCCAGUUCAGGCAACAACACAGCAGACGAUAUCACAGGCGCCGUCGACAAGGUCGUUACCGCGCUCCGAACCAGCAUCAUCACGGAGGGUCUCAUUGCGCUCGUGUUGAUGCUUAUCUACAUCGCCUACGUUUUCUUUGCAGUCGCACAGGCG
Cryphonectria parasitica EP155 is the source of this 1782-nucleotide messenger RNA. RefSeq lists its product as uncharacterized. The transcript is spliced from 2 exons. The record is from RefSeq and is a predicted model, not a curated record. The annotation marks the transcript as partial. Lineage: Eukaryota; Fungi; Ascomycota; Sordariomycetes; Diaporthales; Cryphonectriaceae. Gene Ontology annotation, cellular component: mating projection tip.